AUGAACGCAAUUCGAAGGGCAUCCCUCAGCAAGCCCGAGGAGGCUGGCAAGGCAUGGCCUGCUAUCGCCAUCGGCUUGUUUGUCGCCUUUGGUGGUGUUCUCUACGGUUAUGACACAGGUACCAUCUCUGGUAUUUUGGCCAUGCCCUACUGGCAGCGACUCUUCAGCACCGGCUACACAGACGCCAAGGGCAACCCCAACAUCACAACUGGCCAAGAGUCCAGCAUCGUCUCCAUCCUCUCAGCCGGCACAUUCUUCGGCGCCCUCUCCUCCCCCUUCAUGAGUGACUACAUCGGUCGUCGUCCCGGUCUCAUGAUCGCCACUUGGGUCUUCAAUCUCGGCGUCGCUCUCCAAACUGCUGCUACUUCUAUCCCCAUGUUCCUGGCUGGUCGAUUCUUCGCCGGUUUUGGUGUCGGUCAAAUUUCUGCUAUUAUCCCUCUGUACCAGUCUGAGACAGCACCAAAGUGGAUUCGAGGUGCCAUCGUCGGUGCAUACCAAUGGGCCAUUACAAUUGGUCUCCUCCUCGCUGCAAUCGUAAACAACGCGACAGGCAAGCGCAAUGACACAGGAUCAUACCGUAUCCCCAUCGCCGUUCAGUUCGCCUACUCUCUCGUCCUCUUCGGUGGCAUGCUCAUCCUCCCCGAAACACCUCGAUUCCUCAUCAAGAAAGACCGUCACGAUGAUGCUUCCAAAGCUCUCUCCAAAAUCCGCCGUCUAAGUCCUGACCACCCUGCUAUUCAGGCUGAGCUCAGCGAGAUCAAGGCGAACCACGACCAUGAGAUGAGCCUCGGAACAUCUUCGUACCUUGACUGCUUCAAGCCUCCUAUUCUUAAGCGCCAGUUCACUGGUUGUGCUCUCCAGGCUCUUCAGCAGCUCACUGGUAUCAACUUCAUCUUCUACUAUGGUACCAAGUACUUCGAGAACUCCGGUAUUUCCAGCGGUUUCAUCAUUUCCAUGAUUACAUCAGCCAUCAACGUCGCUUCCACUAUCCCUGGAAUGUACGCCAUUGACAAGUGGGGUCGUCGCCCACUUCUCCUCUGGGGUGCUGUCGGCAUGUGUGUCUCCCAGUUCAUCGUCGCCAUGUCCGGUACCUUCUCCACCGGCCAAGACAGCAAUGGAGUCAUCUUCGUCAAGAGCUUGGCUGGCCAGAAGGCUGCCGUCUCUUUCGUCUGUAUCUACAUCUUCUUCUUCGCCUCAACCUGGGGUCCCCUUGCCUGGGUCGUCACUGGCGAGAUCUUCCCUCUCCAGACCCGUGCCAAGUCCCUCAGUAUGACCACUGCCACCAACUGGCUCUUCAACUGGGCCAUCGCCUACUCCACUCCCUACCUCGUCGACUACGGUUCCGGCAAGGCCAACCUCCAGUCCAAGAUCUUCUUCAUCUGGUUCGGCUGCUGUUUCCUGUGCAUCGCCUUCGUCUACUUUUUCAUCUACGAGACCAAGGGUCUGACCCUCGAGGAGGUCGACCAGCUCUACGACGAGGUCAGCGUUGCUCGAAAGUCCCUUGACUGGAAGCCCCAUGACACCUGGCAGCACCGCAACAGCGUUGCCGGAGCUGGUGGCAAGAUGUUCAACGAGGGCCACGAGCAGGGCGAGGUUUCUCACACCGAGAAGAAUGAUGUCUAA
Molecule: messenger RNA, 1623 nt
Organism: Fusarium proliferatum ET1
Lineage: Eukaryota; Fungi; Ascomycota; Sordariomycetes; Hypocreales; Nectriaceae
Product: putative RCO3-glucose transporter
Exons: 4
Coding region: 1-1623 (540 amino acids)
Biological process (GO): transmembrane transport; carbohydrate transport
Cellular component (GO): membrane
Molecular function (GO): carbohydrate:proton symporter activity
Source: RefSeq, a predicted model, not a curated record